Iphiclides podalirius (scarce swallowtail) is the source of this 273-nucleotide messenger RNA. The record is from the annotation of a GenBank genome assembly. Lineage: Eukaryota; Metazoa; Arthropoda; Insecta; Lepidoptera; Papilionidae.
AUGGAGCAACUGGCAAACGAUCAAGCGGUACACCGCGGUUUUACGGUGGUGGCCUCGGCAACGAAUGGUACGAGCGACAAAGGUGAGUUUACAACGGGAAGGACAAUGACAUUAGGAUUUGAGGGAAGGCGCGCGCGUCACGUCAUGCCGCGGACAAUGACGCUCCGACAAUGGAGCACGCACGGCACAAAAUGGCCGCCGCGCCGUCAGCUGAUCGCACGCGCAGCUGUAGCCGCACUUGUUCGUAUCGCUCUCUCUUUCGGCGCAAACAAC